Molecule: messenger RNA, 876 nt
Organism: Drosophila rhopaloa
Lineage: Eukaryota; Metazoa; Arthropoda; Insecta; Diptera; Drosophilidae
Exons: 3
Coding region: 213-761 (182 amino acids)
Source: RefSeq, a predicted model, not a curated record
ACUCGAUGUAUUUAAACUAUAUGCUAAGUGAUGGUCAGAUAUAAAAAGUAAAGACAUUUUUACCUUGAAGAUGUGAUACUCUGGAUCAAGAUCUUUCCGGUUAACACAGUUUACGGUCCCCUUUCGCGACCACUAAUUGAACAGAUAAGAUCUGUAGACGCGACAGCUGUGUCAACUCCUUAGGAUAGCACUUUUUACGAUCUGUCAGCAGAAUGCCGAAUCGCCCGAAGCCGAAGAAAGAUCGACGCAAUUCCCUCCAGUAUCUCCUGGCGAUUUCCUGUUGCCUCAUUUUCCUGGGAAAUCCGGCUGAUGGAAUGCGAUGCAGGAUUCCGUACGAGAGGGUCCGGGAAAACUAUUGCUACUUUGUGGCCGAUGAGAAACCGCUGCACACAUCGUUCCACAACUUCUGCUAUCAGGACAAGCGCACCUCGCGCGUCUGCCUGGAUAGUGAUGAGAAGAUGCGGUUUCUGGCCGAGCACCUCUACGAGAUGGGCUACCCGAAUGGAACCCAAUUCUGGAGUGCCGGCCACCGGUGGCCAGGGGAUAAUCGCUUCUACUGGAACUACUUUGGCAGAGCCCGGCCGCUGAGCUACUCGAACUGGGCGCCGGACGAGCCCACUCCAGAAAUGGGUCGCAAUUGUCUAAUACUCACACUGAAAGGUGGAGAACUGAUAAUGAGUAGUGAAUCCUGCUAUGUGCGAGCUAUCGAUAUUUGUGAACAGUCAUUGAAUGGCACCGAUUCGCACUCGAUUAUGCACUGAUCGCCAGAUGUAUCUCAACAUAUCUACAUAUGUACCUACUACACACAUCUCGAGUUGUCCAGUGUUAUUUUAUUUUCAUAAACUGGUUGUGAAAUAAAAUUGAAUUCCGACAAAA